This is a messenger RNA of Vespa crabro (European hornet), 3031 nucleotides long. RefSeq lists its product as uncharacterized. The record is from RefSeq and is a predicted model, not a curated record. Lineage: Eukaryota; Metazoa; Arthropoda; Insecta; Hymenoptera; Vespidae. The transcript is spliced from 3 exons. The coding region runs from base 1040 to 2221 and encodes 393 amino acids.
GGAGUUGAACUAAGAAACGGAGGAACGCGCGGACCGCGAACCGCCACAGUGUUGUCGAUGAGAAGAGUACACGAAGGCGAGAAUUUCUUGUUUUUUUACAUUGAAAGAUCAAAAAUCAUGAGAAAAACGGCGGUGUGUGCACGUUACAAAGAAUCCUCGAACGAAUAAGGCCGGUUAUCGCAAACACGUGAAUCUUUUGUGGGUGAAGUGAAACACAUGUGUCGGCCGAAACGUGUUUUCCAUUACAAAGUGCCGUCCCCGUGUUUGGUCCAUGAAAAUCUCGCGUUUAGAAAGCCAAGUUGAGCCGUAGUCCCAAUCGUAAGAAGAAAAUCAAUUUGUUUGCACUUAAGGAUAUAUCGUUGCAAUGUGGCUCUACUCGGAGACGAAAUAGGGCUCGUUACAAAAGGCGGCAGUGCGUGGGUGGGUGGGAAUCUGGCGGCUGCCACUUAUGUAUACCAGAUUCCUUUUAAAAUUUUCUACAAAACAUUAUUGGAGUAUCGAUGAUAGCCCGCAUCGUAAUUCGAUAUUACCACAAUGAUUUUAUAGAUGCAAAAUCUUCGUUUUACAACCUACUACAGAUUAUAAAAAAAAUGUAUUUCUGAUUGAUUGAAUACUACAGGAAUGCUGCUUUCAUAAUCACUUCUUGUCAGGCACUGUCUUAAGCUUGCUUGUCUUCAAUGUAAACUACCUGUCAACCAUUGAUGCAUCUUCCACAAGCUUUCAAUAUAAUAAUCUAAUCUACAAGACACUUCUACAAGAUCAAUAUUCCAAAUUGUGUUUGACUUGAUGAUCGUAUAUAACAAACUUUAUAUUCUAUUUCUGUCACUGACAGAUGUUCUUUAAAGUUCAUUUAAGAAACAUGUUUCUGACAAAUGAUAUGACAAGAAUACUUUAGCAAGAUUUAUCUACGUCUGGCUCUUAAAUAUAAUAUUCAAAAAGGAGACCUCACAUAGGUUCUAUAAUUUUAUAAGACCUGUUAUCCAGAGGUUAAGGAAUGGGAGGUCAAGUGGAGGAAAAUGGAUACCGGUAAAGUAUCAGCAUGCGUGAAAAGUCAGCAGAAUGUCAUGCUCACACAGGUCACGUGAGGGGCACGACAGAGAUGUGCUCGCGUGAUCCUCCUACAUUGCACCCAACCCUUGCCAAUACCAAUGGUAAAAAUACAAGUCCCCAACCAACACAGCAUACUGAACCACGUAUUGAUAGUAAUCUUUUGCCAACUCCUGGAGGAAGAUUAAAAUUUUUUAAAGAUGGAAAAUUUAUAUUGGAGCUGUCACAUCGUAGAGAUGGAGAACGAACAACAUGGUUUCCUGUUCCAAAAAAGACAUUCUGGCCACCCGCAAGCACUAUACCCAACAGGCAAGAGAGUACCACUUCUCUUAGCGUUUCUGAUGAUAAUUCUUCGAUUCAAUCAAGCCCUUGGCAAAGAGACCACUGCUGGAAGCAAGCUAAUCCCAGGCGCAGGAUAUCCACAGAGUUCAAUUUUUAUUACCAUAGAAAUCCAAAAACCCGGCUUUGUGCGCAUCCUCGUUUGGUAGCACGUAAACGUCGUCGUCCACAUGAUCCCACAUCCUUAAUGCUUAUUCCAGAGUCCUCAGUAUCUCAUAUAAAACCAGGCCGUAAAGUGAACGAUACAUCAUCUGGGAAAGCUUUAAGUCUGAUAGUUGAUAAAUUAGCACGUCUCCUUGAUCCUAAUGUUGUUUCACCUCGCAAACGUAUUUUAAGGGAACUAGAAAGAGUUUCAUUGGAGGAUCAAGCAUCAAAAAGGCGUGCUACACCUCAGCCUGUUAAUAUAACCAGUACUUCUACGCCUUCUCCAAAGCAGUUAUCUUCAUACAGUAUAACUAGUAUUUUGGGAGAAGAUAAACCAAAUCCUGAGCCAGGAUUUUUAAGAAAUUUGUUGAAACCAGAUGACAGGCAACCUGUGAAAUACUCAACGAGUAACUCUUAUCCGAGAGUGCGAAUGGACCCUUAUAUUGGAUCUACCAAUGCAACUGUGCAUCAUUCACUCUAUGGUGUUCCCAUGUUGCCUCCUGGACCAUAUAGAGCUCCAUUAUGGAUGCAUUAUCCAUCACCUGUUCAUUACCCACCCCCUUUGCCAUUGUACGCCCCACCACCACCUCAUCCUCCAUCACCACCUGUACAUCAUUACAAAGACUACAGAGAACAAACGCUUACUCCUCCUUCAGAUAUGCCUCUAAAUCUAUCAAAACAUGCCGGUUGAAUCUCAGGAUCCCAUAAAUUGGUGCCUUAUCAAUGGACAAAACUAUGAAAACACUGCCCCUGCAACAACAAUGCGAUAUAUUAGUAUUUUUUUAUCCAUAAACAAUAAUAUCAUAGUAAGUAGGGAUGUGCAACCAGAAGGAUAACAUCUGGAUGUUAUACUUGUACAUACAAAUGCAUAAACUGUCAACAUUGGCAUAGCUAUUUUAGAUUAUUACCAAAUUAUAUCAUGAGUAGUAUUUUUAGUUGAAUUUAACAAAAUUACUAGAAACGUAUAAAAUCGUUGGACAAUUUUUUUUUUACGAUAUAAUCGAUGUUUUGGAAAGUAAAGAGAAUAUGACAUGAUCUUCUGAUUAUAUAAACGAUAUAUGAGUGUAGAGACAAUUUAAUAUUAAGAAACAAAGUCUAUUCUCUUUUUUGUAUUUGACGGUACUGCACAUGAUUUUCAUAUUAUGUAGAAAGAAGCAUGCUCUCACCCUGUGUAUAUGCAUUAUCUUGUUGUUCUUAUUAAUGUUAUUAUUAUCUUUAUUAUUAUUAUUUUAUUAUUAUUAUUAUUAAAAAGUACGAUUACCCAUCUUAAAAGAUUAGUAAAAAGAUAGGAUUAUGUACAGAACAGAUUAUUGCCUAUAGUUAGCAUAUUAAUAAUUCUCACAGAUAGUAUAAUAUACAUCAAUUAAGUUAGUCGUGUAUUACAACCGUAUACAUUUAUUUAUACAUUGAUGACAAGACAAAAUCACUUGAUAAAGACCAUAGGGUGUGCCUUACAUAACUAUCUAAAUUUCAUGAAAUUAAAUUAUAAAUAUCCAUGAAA